AUGUUCUACUGGCGUGCAUCAGUCUUGUCAGCUUUGGCUCUGUCAGCUCUCGAGCCUGUGCGAGCAUCACAGGAGCCUUUCCUAGACAAUGGCGCGUCUGCCACGAUCAGAAGACGGCAAUUGCACGGCCGGUUUCUGCAGGUGACGGACUUCCAUCCGGAUCCCUUUUACAAGGUCUACUCGUCGAUAUCCGAAGAUGGCGCAUGUCACAGAGGCUCUGGACCCUCGGGCUACUAUGGCGCCGAAACAUCCGACUGCGACUCGCCUGUGUCACUCAUCAAUGCCACUUUUGACUGGAUCCGCGAUGAGCUCAAAGACUCGAUUGACUUCGUCAUCUGGACUGGCGACUCGGCUCGCCACGACAACGAUGAGAAGAUACCCCGAAAUGUGCAGCAAGUCGUCCAGCUGAAUCAACUACUUGUCGACAAGUUUUAUGAAGUCUUUGGCAAGAACCAAGACGAGCCUGACGACGACCCUACAAACGACCUCGUCGUGCCUGUCGUGCCUACAUUUGGUAACAACGACAUCCUACCGCACAACAUCUUCGAGAGAGGACCCAACACCUGGACUCGGCGCUAUCUGGACAUUUGGCGAACUUUCAUUCCAGAAGUGCAGAAGCACUCCUUCGAUCAGGGCGGCUGGUUCUACGUUGAUGUCAUUCCUAAUCACCUUGCUGUUGUCUCGCUCAACUCGCUCUAUUUUUUUAACUCAAACUCAGCCGUCGAUGGAUGUGCCGCCAAAUCAGAGCCCGGGUACCGCCAACUCGAUUGGCUGCGUAUUCAGCUGCAAUACCUGCGCGACCGUAACAUGAAGGCCAUCAUCACUGGCCACGUGCCUCCUGCUCGCACCUCCAACAAGAGCAACUGGGACGAGACUUGCUGGCAGAAAUACACCCUUUGGAUGCAUCAAUACAGAGAUGUCAUAGCCGGUACUCUCUACGGCCACAUGAACACCGAUCACUUCAUCGUGCAGGAUUUUCAUGAUGUUGAUGACAAUGUUGUCGAUGGUUACGAGAUCAUUCAAGGUUCAAACAACAGGGGCUUGCUCUCUGUUGAGGAACCUAAGUUUGGUAUUCAAUCCGCCACUAGCUACCUCAAGGAUCUAAGAGACAGCUGGUCCAAGCUACCAAGACCUGAAGUGAACAGAGCUCACAAGGCUUCUGACAUGUUCGAGGGUGGACUGGAGAGAGGGCACCUAGAGCAAGACGUGGAAACAAACAAGAAGGGCAAGAAACACAAGGGAAAGAAGCCCCACGGUCCAGACGACUAUGAUUCUGAGAUUGGAGGCCAAUACGCUGAGAGGUUCAGUGUCUCACAUGUCUCGCCAAGCGUCGUUCCAAACUACUUCCCUACCAUCCGUGUCUACGAGUACAAUAUCACCGGGCUUGAGAGAAAGUCGCCUCGCGGUUACCUGGAUACCUUCGAACAAUAUCCCAUGGACACAGCAGAGCGUCUAGAUGAUAUCGACGAGCACGACUUGGACGAGAAAGCGAUGGUUGAGGAUGAUGAACUAGAAGCUGAACGCAAAAAGAAGAAAAAGAAGCCGAAGAAGCACAGGUUCACAGUGCCCAAGCCACCCUCAAAAUCUGCACCUCCCGGACCGGCAUAUUCUCCGCAAUCACUAACUCUGUUGGGCUUCGUUCAGUACUACGCCAACCUGACUCGUAUCAACAACGAUUUCUUUGCAGACGAUGUAGAGCAACAAAGAUGGAAGGAUGGCAAGCACCAUGGCAAAGCGCCCUUCGACGACGACCGCACGCCACAUCCAACCAACUUCACCUACGAAGUAUUAUACGACACCCGCAAGGACAAGAUUUACAAGUUGAAAGAUCUCACAACGAGAAGUUAUCUUCGUCUAGCACAACGCAUAGCUGGAGUUAAGCCCCGAAAGUACGGGUCGGAAAUAUCAGAAGCUGAUCCCAAUGAGGUUGACGAUGACGAAGCCUUCGACACCGAUGAAAGUGAUCUGGACAUGAACAAGAAGAAGCACAAGAAAAAGGGCAAGAAGAAGGGCGACAAAAAGAAGAAGUCACGCAGAGACAACAAAGCAUGGUACACGUUUGUCAUGCGAGCUUUCGUGAACACUGUUGAUCCGGACGAUAUCGAGGAAGAAUUUGGGCCAUGA
Aureobasidium subglaciale EXF-2481 is the source of this 2124-nucleotide messenger RNA. RefSeq lists its product as uncharacterized. Gene Ontology annotation, biological process: polyphosphate catabolic process. The transcript has 3 exons. The record is from RefSeq and is a predicted model, not a curated record. NCBI's taxonomy places the organism in Eukaryota, Fungi, Ascomycota, Dothideomycetes, Dothideales, Saccotheciaceae. Gene Ontology annotation, molecular function: exopolyphosphatase activity; endopolyphosphatase activity. Gene Ontology annotation, cellular component: membrane; fungal-type vacuole. Bases 1 to 2124 code for a protein of 707 amino acids.